UAAAAACCAGGAAAAACGGGAAGCGUAAACUGUCGCGUAAACUGGCCUUCGAGAGCGGACCACAUUGGUAGGAGCAAGGAGUGAACGGGGAUCAGGAGAAAAUGGAGUCCCAGCACAUCUGGGUCGUGGUGGUACUGAGCUGUCUGCUCUACAGGUCCUUGGCUCACGACGACUUCUUCACCUCCAUCGGUCAGAUGACCGAUCUGCUUUAUACCGAGAAGGAUCUGGUCACCUCCCUGAAGGACUACAUUCGUGCUGAGGAGAACAAGCUGGAACGGGUCAAAAAGUGGGCAGAGAAGCUGGACGUGCUGACAGCCACGGCCGCACAGGAUCCUGAGGGUUUCCUGGGUCACCCGGUCAACGCCUUCAAACUGAUGAAGAGGCUGAACACAGAGUGGGGAGAGCUGGAGAGCCUGGUGCUGAAGGAUAUGUCUGACGGCUUCAUCUCCAACCUGACCAUCCAGAGGCAGUACUUCCCCAAUGACGACGACCAGACAGGGGCUGCCAAGGCCCUGCUCAGGCUGCAGGACACUUACAGGCUGGACACCGAAACCAUCGCCACCGGCAACCUGCCUGGCAUGAUGUACAAGAGCUCCCUGACGGCAGAGGACUGCUUCGAGCUGGGCAAGAUCGCCUACUCGGAGGCGGACUACUACCACACAGAGCUGUGGAUGGCCCAGGCCCUGAAGCAGAUCGACAAGGGCGAGGAGUCCACCCUGGACAAGGUCACCGUGCUGGACUACCUCAGCUACUCCAUCUACCAGCAGGGGGAGCUGGAGAGGGCCCUGGAACUCACCAAGAAGCUGCUCAAAUUGGACCCCGAGCACCAGCGCGCCAAAGGCAACCUCAAGUACUUUGAGUACCAGCUGGCCAAGCAGAGAAAGGCAGAGGCGGAGCGAGGCACCAAUCAGAACGACAGCUUGCAGCGCGAGAAGAGAGACAGCGACGGGAAGAAGGACCGGACGGCGUCCAAGAUCCCCGAGAGGCAGAAAUACGAGAAGCUGUGCCGGGGAGAGGGGCUCAAACUGACUCCCCGCAGGCAGAGCCGCAUGUUCUGCCGCUACUUCAACAACAACAGGCACCCGCGCUACCUCCUGGGCCCCGUCAAGCAGGAGGACGAGUGGGACCGCCCGCGCAUCGUCCGCUACCACGAAGUCCUGUCCCACAGCGAGAUCGAGAAGGUGAAGGAGCUGGCCAAGCCCAGGCUGCGCAGAGCCACCAUCUCCAACCCCAUCACUGGCGUGCUGGAGACCGCCCACUACCGGAUUAGCAAGAGGCGCGCCACCGUGCAUGAUCCCCAAACUGGGAAACUCACCACCGCCCAGUACAGAGUCUCCAAGAGUGCCUGGCUGGCUGCCUAUGAGCACCCGGUGGUGGACAGGAUAAACCAGCGCAUCGAGGACAUCACGGGCCUGGACGUCAAAACCGCAGAGGAACUGCAGGUGGCCAAUUACGGUGUUGGCGGCCAGUAUGAGCCUCACUUUGACUUUGGACGGAAAGACGAGCCGGAUGCCUUCAAAGAUCUGGGCACUGGGAACCGCAUCGCCACCUGGCUCUUCUACAUGAGUGAUGUUACAGCAGGGGGCGCCACAGUAUUUCCAGAAGUUGGCGCUGCAGUUUGGCCUAAAAAGGGCACAGCAGUGUUUUGGUAUAACCUCUUCCCGAGCGGAGAGGGAGAUUACAGCACACGGCACGCCGCCUGUCCAGUGCUCGUGGGCAACAAGUGGGUUUCUAAUAAAUGGAUCCACGAGAGGGGUCAGGAGUUCAGAAGACCGUGUAGCCUUGAUGAGACGAACUGAUAAGGGGUGUGUCACCCUUCCCUCUCCUCUUCCUCCUCCUCCUCAUCCUCUUCCACUCGGCAGAUAUCGGGCUGUGAACCGUCAUCAGCCACUACUGCCGGUUUGCCCCACCCCUCUCUGCUCCGUCCUGCCCCGCCCCACCCAGUCACGUUCAACCCUGAGAGCCAAGCUCAUGGGCCGUCGAGUUCGUUUUACCAAAGAUCUCUGGAGUGGGGGUGUCCAAUCUUAUCCGAAAAGGGCCGAUGUGGGUGCAGGCUUUUGUUUUAGCCUAACACUAAAACACCCAUUUCAGCUAAUCAUGGUCUUCAGUCAAGAUGCUUAUGAGCACAAUCAGGUGUCUUAGCGCUGGGUUUAAAAUGAAAACCUGCACCCACACCGGCCCUUUUCAGAUAAGAUUGGACACCACUGCUCAAGAGUGUUAGAUUAGUGGGUUUGAAGAUGUGUGCGUGUGACUGUCUUUGUCGCGUUCUUGCACAUGGUGAUCUUGGCUGUCACUGCGGGGCUCUUUACGAUUUUCAAUGACUCCAUUGUGGUGAGGUGGCUUCACGCUUUCUCCUUAACCACACCCACAAACACUCCCACACGAUGACAUGUUUUUGUUCCACUCCAUCUCCCAUCCAAUCACUCCUCCUCACUCCUUCAGAUGGCUGGGGUUCAGAGAAUUAGACUGUUCUGUCCACUAACCCUUCUCUUCUCUGUUCCCCGAAACUGCCCCCCUAACCCCCCACACACACACACACACGCACGCACACACACAAACACACAGUUCUCCUGCUUGCUGUCAUUCAGUAUAUAUCACUGUCUCUAGCCCCUUUCACACAUGCAGCUCGAAACAUUACUGAGUUAAAUUGUCCCGAUUAGGUCAUGGUUUUCCCUCUUCACUCACAGGUCUCCUAUACGAAACAAUUCCACAUUGAGACUCUUUAUGCAUCUGACCAUUCCGGACAGAUGAGGCAACACAGGAUGUUUAGCCUCCAAAGCAAUGCGUAACAUAUGCUAAUGUUACAUUAGCUUAUCUUUAUAACAGCCAGAUAUUUCACUGAAUAAUACCAACACAACACAUUUGAAGAGUGAUAGUUUAAAAAUGGUAUCGUCUUUCACCGAUAUAGCUCGGUAUAUAAUGGUAAAUCAAUGCUUAAGUGCGGAAUUGUUUCGGUAAAAUACAACAAACAUAAUUCUGUUAGUCAAGUUAGAUAGCCAGCAGUAUCCUCCAUUGAUAUGCAAUAUUUAUCAGGUAGAAAUAUUGUAUAUUACACAAGCAGUUCAUAAGGGCACAAUGCUGUUAAAGCCGUGCCAAGCAAGGACAGUGACGCUGUUUACUCCACUCCUAAAAUAAAUGUUCAAAUUUCCCUCACAAUCUGCACAAUGCAGCUCCAGUAUCUUCUAUGUGCAAUAUCUCAUUUGUGUUGGAGGGCAGAUUCAAUAAGUAUUUAUUAAAGAUAUUGUGCCAGAAACAAAAGGUCUUGUGUCAGACUGACAUAGGUUUUUGCGUGCUUUUUGUUCACACUAGAGCUGUGGCAAACCAUUUAGGUAAAUCUUACCAGGUCCUGACCCGGCAGAUUGAAGGAACGUCUUGCAUUGAAAAUGGACUCCUGCUCUGUUCACACAUGAUGCCGACACAGAUGUUGUCAAAACAUUUACGGGUUAAGAAGCUUGUGUGGAAGGGGCUACUGUUAUCCAGUAUAGAGCUCUGUCACUGUUAUCCAGUAUAGAGCUCUGUCACUGUUAUCCAGUAUAGACCUGUCACUCCUAUCCAGUAUAGAGCUCUGUCACUCUUAUCCAGUAUAGGUUUCUCUACAGUCUCAGGCCUCUGGCCUGACAAGGCCGUACUGGGCAGAUGGCACAGGAGGGGUUGGGGGUUUCUGUGUGGUUAGCAUUAGCCGUAGCACUUCCAGUGUUGUCUUGAUAACAUGAUGCCACCCUGGAUCCGGACAGGAACGCCUGUUUGAUAGCAGAGAUUUAACCAGGCCUUACGGCUAUGCCCAUUGACUGAUUCACUACCACAAAGAUGACCGAAGAUCGCUUAGCGAUAGCGGAUGUGGUACAGUGAUUUUCUGCAGUGUCAGAUUUUCCACCGUCACGUGUGGCUGGGUAGCAUUUCCCCACUGAGGUCAGUGUCGCCAGGACUGAGCUGGGAGACAAACACUACGUCUGCUGCCCAGAUAAAAGCCGAUAUUUAACACCGAAGCUACGCCCCGUAGCCUUUGUCGCUGAGGCUAGCUUUGUGUGGCGGCUGCUGAAAACCACAGAGCAGGAUUUGAUGAGCAUGAGUCAGCUUUUCAAAGCGCCUUCCUCUCCACCCUGUUAGCUUGCAGCCUCUGCGGGUCGAAACGUUAAAGAUACUGUUCUGUGGUCCGUGCUGGUGGUGCUAAUGUUACAGUGGUACCAUCGUGUGUCCUGACCCGGGUUCUGUUUCCAGGUUCAGAACAAUGUGUAUAGCAGGUCGAGGGAUGCUACGACUGGGGAUUUACCCAGGGUUCCAACUCACCCAUACAGAAUUCCAUUGUUUAUUUCAUACGAAUGGGUACCCCCAGAACUUUCCAAGGGUACACUUGGAUUUGGGAAUAACAGUUCUAUCCGAACCUGCCCCCUUACCUUCCCCACCCUUCCCUGCCUCGUUUUGUUUAUCCUCCAGUUUCCCAGGAUCCUCUGUGGGAGAAAGACGCUAUUUAUGUCUUUGGACAUGCAGUCCUUUUGAUUUGUAUGUUCUGUGAAAUGUGUUGAGGAUUUUUUGAAGCGUUGUUGUUUUCUACUGAAAUAAAAUUUAUGUUGUUGAUA
Messenger RNA from Anguilla anguilla (European eel), 4577 nucleotides. RefSeq names its product prolyl 4-hydroxylase, alpha polypeptide I a (gene p4ha1a). Gene Ontology annotation, cellular component: endoplasmic reticulum. Gene Ontology annotation, biological process: peptidyl-proline hydroxylation to 4-hydroxy-L-proline. Gene Ontology annotation, molecular function: protein binding; iron ion binding; procollagen-proline 4-dioxygenase activity. The record is from RefSeq and is a predicted model, not a curated record. NCBI's taxonomy places the organism in Eukaryota, Metazoa, Chordata, Actinopteri, Anguilliformes, Anguillidae. The coding region runs from base 102 to 1799 and encodes 565 amino acids. The transcript has 16 exons.